UGCCACGCAUCAAAAAGUGCCACACUUAACAGCUUUAAACCUCUGGAUUUGAGGUGCCGACUUCGUGGUUACUCCUCAAUGCUCAUCAUCCAUAUACGCUGACCAUUGAUGUUCAUUGCCUUUGGAUUCCGCCGACGACAAACGUACUACAUAUGUUUAGUUUUCCCUUUCUCCAUCUGAAACGCUCUUUGGCAUUGCUUUUCACCAUCAUCAUGUAUGGCUACCAACUGAUCAGGUCCGCCUUUCUUCCUAUGCUUUCCCCUGUCUCCAGUUUUUCUUUCCCACGCACUUCCAAUCUCACGAAGUGGGACUUACAAGUUUUAGUGUGGUCAAGUCGACAGCGCUUGGUGUUCGGUGCUGGGGCCGAGGGCCGACCUACAAAUAUCCAACCAAUUGGCCUAUGGCCUUCUGGUACCGCUGCCCGCGAUCCAGUGCUUGACCAAUUCCCCUCAAUCUUGGCUGGUGUUGUACUUCGGUAUUCAUUCCCACUUUUUCCCUUUUGUACCCCACUUCGUCCAUUGCAAUCUACCUCAAGAUCCUCACCCAUCCCCGAUCUCCGCUGUCUAAUUCGGCUUUAAGUCGGGCUCUUCCCCUUCCGCUUUUAUUGCUCCAUCUGCGUUGAUGGGGAUAAUCACGGCGCGACGUUUGAUCGGGGCGCCGUUUACGCGCGC
Cantharellus anzutake is the source of this 671-nucleotide messenger RNA. RefSeq lists its product as uncharacterized. Bases 153 to 578 code for a protein of 141 amino acids. The record is from RefSeq and is a predicted model, not a curated record. Lineage: Eukaryota; Fungi; Basidiomycota; Agaricomycetes; Cantharellales; Hydnaceae. The transcript is spliced from 5 exons.